AUGAUUUGUUCCAAUAUUAUAUCAGUCUCAAUUAUAAGAAACAAUUUAAAAAUUUUAAAUAAUAUACAUACAAAAAAUAAUAUAAUAAAACAUAAUAUAAAUAUAAAUAUAAAUAAUAAUGGUAAUAGAAAUUUUUUUAAAAAAUUAUUUGAAACUGGAAGUGGAUCAUCAGUAGAACCCGUCACAAAAGAAAUGUCAAAAGUUUUAAACUAUCCAACCAAUCAAGUUUAUGAUGUAGUUUUAAAAGUUGAAGAAUAUGAAGAUUUUUUACCAUUUUGUUUAGGAUCAACCAUUACAAAAAAGAACCCAAAUGGGCAAGAAAAUUGUUUUGAAGCUGAAUUAGUAGUGGGUCAAGGAUCAAUCAAAGAAAGUUAUACAAGCAAAGUAGUUUAUAAAAAAGACAGUUUCAUUGAAUCAACUGCAAUAGACACCAAUUUAUUUCAUAAAUUAAUAAAUCGAUGGACUUUUAAAGAUGGCCCCAAACCAAACACAUGCAUUGCCCACUGCAAAUUAACCUAUCAUUUUAAAUCACCACUAUACGCAUCAUUAAUGGACUCUUUUUUCGCAUCCUCUUUAAAUACAAUGAUCAAUUCAUUUGAUAAACGUUGUGAAGAAAUAUAUAAAAAAUAA
Messenger RNA from Dictyostelium purpureum, 630 nucleotides. RefSeq lists its product as uncharacterized. Gene Ontology annotation, biological process: ubiquinone biosynthetic process; cellular respiration. Gene Ontology annotation, molecular function: ubiquinone binding. Lineage: Eukaryota; Evosea; Eumycetozoa; Dictyosteliales; Dictyosteliaceae. Bases 1 to 630 code for a protein of 209 amino acids. The transcript is spliced from 2 exons. The record is from RefSeq and is a predicted model, not a curated record. Gene Ontology annotation, cellular component: mitochondrion.